Ectocarpus sp. CCAP 1310/34 is the source of this 2542-nucleotide messenger RNA. Lineage: Eukaryota; Phaeophyceae; Ectocarpales; Ectocarpaceae. The record is from the annotation of a GenBank genome assembly.
CGUUCCUCUCUUUCUCUGCUGCUGCUGCUGCUGCAUCCUGUUGCUCAGAGGGUGUGGGGGAGAUGCCAUGUCUCCUUGUGCUGCAACCACAAACACCCAGUGCUUCUGUUGAUCCUGCCGCGACGCCAGUUUAGGUACCGCUGUGGGAUGUCUACCCCAGCGAGCCAUGGUAUCGCGGGCUGGGUUGUUCCAAACGCAAACAUGAACGUAAAAUUCGAUUUCGUUGCCGGCGGACGUUCUCCGCCAUCGUGCCCAUCACCCGUUGAUGGCGUAAAGCGCCUUGGAGGUAGGGGAUGCAACUCCAGGAAAAGCUGGAACACGAUGAGUACGUCCACGCGUAAAGGAAUUGCUCUGAGCCCUCUGUCUCGACUACGACUGGAGGAGGAAGUCGAGGAUGGGCUCUCCACCCAGGCGCGCCGGCCGACGCAGACAAGUGCGUUUGACUUACCGAACCUUGUCCCGAUCGAGGACGAGGAUCUCAUCUACAAGAAUCAUCACUUUGCGGAGCGGGCGAACUGGCUUGUGCCCGGCAAGGUGCUGCUGGGGAAGUACCCUGGACAGAUACCGGCCGACCUGACGACGGGACCGACCGUACAGAUCGCUCGCGACCGUGUGCUGGACAUUGUCUUAAGGGGCGGGGUAACGGACCUCUACUGCCUGCAGGCGGAGCUUCCUCCACAGGACGACGAGAGUCAAUGGGGCCCUCCGGCUGAUAAGGACGACAACGGCAUGUUCUUUUCGGGGUUCCGUGCUUACCGGGGAGAUGCCGUGGCCGCUGUAGCCGCCGCCGCCGCCGCCGCUACCCACGCUCCUGCUUCUGGUUCUGCGGCAACCUUGACGAUCUCGAGUCAGGUGGAGGGAGACUCAGACCAUAGCGGGAACGUCGCUGUUAACGUCGGUGCAGACAACAGCGAGGAGGAAGGGGGGGGGGGGCGAGAACAACAAGGGCAGGGGACAGGGGAGGGGGCGGCGGAGGUAGUGCUGGGAGCGAGGGGGGAGGAAGGGCUUGCGUUUCACCACUUUCCCAUACCGGACCUGUCGCCGGCGGAGAACACGGAGAUUCUGGCGGGGCUGGUGGACGAGCUGGAGGCCCUGGUUAGGUCAGGAAAGGUGCCCUUCAUCCACUGCUGGGCUGGUAGGGGCAGAACAGGUCUCAUCGCAUCCUGCCUUUUGGGACGGCUGUACCCGGAACUAAGCGCCGAGCAGUCGCUCAACCGGGUGGACCGUUACUAUCGUACCAGGGGCACCGUGGCGAUCGGAAAAUCUAGCCGCGUCUCCCCCGAGACACCGGAGCAGGAGGAACAAGUCCGCCUGUUUUUCAAGCAGGUGUUGAACCGUGAUUGAACACACACUGGUUGAUCGUUGUGACAUUUUGUUCGAAAGAGUGACAAAUCCCUUAUUCUUGUAGCCAUGAUGUCUUUCGCGCAACAGCAGGGUAUGUGGGGAUCGUAUUUACUGAGCACGUUAUAGCAGGUGUUUGACUCUGUGUUUCACACGGGUCCGCCCUCGCCCCCCCCCUGGCAUGUGUAUUCUGUUUGGCAAGAGUCCUAUUUUAGGAAGCACACAGUACGGCAUUCUUUCGCGGCAGGCAAAAUUAAGAGGUAGACGCCGAAAAGGUUACAGUAGGAGAACCGACUCAUGAAAAAGAGACGGAAGAAAUCUAAAAGGAAUUUUCUUGUUCGACAAGAUUUCUGGACACGUGACCAUGUUUGUUUACGUCGUUAUGAAAACGGGCUGGGUGGCACUUGUGCCAGUUUUGUUGGACAUGUCUCAGCGUGGAUCUCGGGUGCCCCGCACCAUCCACUUCUGCUUCGUAGUUCGAUCGGAGAAUCUCGCCUUGCGGUGCGAUACAAGUAUCCUACAGGCCUCUUGUUCUAUUUUAUCACAAAGCAGGACGGGUGGGCUGCGGCGAGGACGACCUCGUGUUCUUGAGAUGGCAGGUCUUGUUUUCAGUUGGGGACAAUAAAGUCAAGAGACCGAUGAUAAUUCGUGAGUCUAACAACGCCUUUAUUUUCAAAACUUUCAUCGGGGUCGGAUGCUUUUGUUGGCCGACCAUUUUUUUGCGUGUACGGGUCUCGAGCGUACACGGCCGGCGGCCUCGAUUUUUUGUCGUUGUUUUUCAUAGAUUGGUUCAUGUUAUUUUUUCCUCCGCUGGUCGGAUGAGAGAUACGUAGGUCGGUUCGUUUGACUUUCAAGCAGUGCAAUAGUGUUGGGUGAAGGCCAAACCAAACAAACCGGGGCAACUGCUGGCCUAAUCAAGCAACGCCGUCUUUGGGCAAAGCGCCUAGCCCGCCUACUGAAGCGACUACCUGACCUGCAAUAUUGUAAGGGCACCACCUGGUUGCACGGGGGCCUCAGGCGUUGUUUUCUCGACGUCAGCCGCGUCAGCAGACGAAAAUGUACGUUGAGGUGAAGAGAACGUCCAACAAGCCAUGUAGGCUGUAGGUGAUGAAACUGCUGGGGCUGGCAUCGUGUGAUGGGGAUAUCGUGGAGGCGACCCUGACGAAACAUCGCCAACUUACCUGUUGAACUCUACGAUACU